AUGGCACCUUACAUCAACGCCCACGAGUCUGUCUCAGAGACCAACAUCGAUGUCUCCAACCUCAAGGAGAAGGUUGGCAUCGACAAGGUCAAGCUUGAGGCUACCGCUAAGCCUCCGGUCGCUGAUGACUACAUGUACGACUUCAAGUACAACCAUGCGCUCCCAACUACCGACGUCCUCGGAAUUGAGAUUCCUGCCGACACAGAUGCGCAAAAGGAAGCUCAAGGCAUUGUUGACAACCUGUCUGACGCACUAGCUAAGGGUGAUGCUCAGGCCUUUACUGACCUCUUCCUCGACUAUGGUGUCUGGCGAGAUAAGCUGUCCUUCACUUGGGACUACCGAACCUUCAACUUCAGGCCUGCCAUUCUAAAGGCCGCCACCGACCUCUUCCCCACAACCAGAGCCACCAACUUCAAGUUCCUCACACCCGCCCCCAAGAUCGACCGUCCAUACCCUGACUAUACCCAGCUUCAGUUCAUCGUGUCUUUCGAGACCGAGAUCGUGAACGCUUCGGCCGUUACCAACGCCGUUCUCACCAAGGGUGGCUGGAAGAUCUACACUUUCCACACAGUUGCUGAGAAGCUCAAGCAAUUCCCUGAGGUCCAACCUGCUGAUGGCCACAUGACUGGUGAUAUCAGCUGGGAGAAGCAGAGGGCUCGGGAUGUUGACUCUAUCGAGCCUGAGGUCCUGAUCGUCGGUGGUGGUCAGAACGGUUUGGCCCUUGCUGCCCGGCUCAACGCCCUCGGAAUGAAGAACCUCAUCAUUGACCACAGCGAAGAGAUUGGCGAUGUCUGGAAGAAGCGAUACGAGUACCUUUCUCUUCACUUCCCUCACUGGGCCGAUGACCUGCCCUACUUCCCCUACCCCAAGCACUGGCCUACCUACACUCCCUCUCAGAAGCAGGGCAUCUACAUGCAAUGGUACGCCUCUGCGCUUGAGCUGAAUGUCUGGACCAAGUCUUCAGUCGCCAAGGCUGAGCAAGAUGACCAGGGCAGCUGGACAGUUGUGAUUGACAAGGAGGGCAAGGAAGCUCGUACAAUCCACCCCAAGCAGGUUGUUAUGGCUACUUCUCUGUGCGGAACUCCCAUGCUUCCUGCUGUUCCUGGCAUGUCCGACUUUAAGGGCACUAUUCGUCACUCGACUGCUCACGACAGCUCUCGUGACUUUGUCGGCAAGAAGGUUUGCGUCGUCGGCACCUCAUCGUCUGGCUUCGACACUGCCUACGACUGUGCUCGUCGCGGUAUCGAUGUCACUCUUCUUCAGCGAUCUCCCACCUACGUCAUGUCUUUGACUCACUCCGUUCCUCGUGUCAUUGGCAAUUACGGUCCUGACUCCGAGCAAAACCGACCCAGUUUGGAGGAGCAGGAUCGUCUGUUCUUCGCUACUCCUACCGGUCCUGGUGAGGAACUCUCUAGACGUAACGCCAAGGUUCUUGAGGACCUCGACCGUCCUUUGCUAGAGGCUCUUAACGCCAAAGGCCUGCGAACAUGGCGUGGCCAGCGCGGUACCGGUGGUGCUACUCUGGGUCAAACCCGUAAUGGUGGCUUCUACUUUGAUGCUGGUGCUUGCGAGCACAUCAUCAAUGGUAACAUUAAGGUUGAGGCCGGAUUCGUUGAGAAGUUCACCGAGGACAAGACCAUCCUCAGCGGUGGUCGUGAGCGCGAGUUCGACCUGAUUGUGUUCGCCACUGGCUUCACAAAUACAAUUGACUCCAUUCGCUCCACCCUAGGUGAGAAUAUCGCCGAUAACGUCACCCCCAUCUGGGGUAUUGAUGAUGAGGGCGAGUUCAAGACUGCUUACAGAGAGACUGGCGUUCCUAACCUCUGGCUCAUGGUUGGAUACCUUCCUUACACUCGAUUCCAUUCCAAGUUACUUGCGAUGAGGCUGAAGGCUAUCAAGGAGGGCAUUUCUCCAGCUCCUUACAAAGCAUAG
This is a messenger RNA of Fusarium mangiferae, 1932 nucleotides long. Its product is annotated as putative flavoprotein involved in K+ transport. Bases 1 to 1932 code for a protein of 643 amino acids. NCBI's taxonomy places the organism in Eukaryota, Fungi, Ascomycota, Sordariomycetes, Hypocreales, Nectriaceae. Gene Ontology annotation, molecular function: flavin adenine dinucleotide binding; monooxygenase activity. The transcript has 2 exons. The record is from RefSeq and is a predicted model, not a curated record.